This is a messenger RNA of Aspergillus candidus, 2301 nucleotides long. RefSeq lists its product as uncharacterized. The transcript has 3 exons. Lineage: Eukaryota; Fungi; Ascomycota; Eurotiomycetes; Eurotiales; Aspergillaceae. The coding region runs from base 190 to 1725 and encodes 511 amino acids. The record is from RefSeq and is a predicted model, not a curated record.
CAUCUCCCUCCUCCAUUCUCAGCCCUCUUUUUCUCCUCUUUUCCUUCCAACUCUCUCUCUCUCUCUCUUGUCUAGCUCUAUCGUCCAUCUUCCUUCUAUUCAUUUCUCCCUCAUUCAUCUCUCACCUCAACCGUCCACGGUCUAAAUCCUCAUCUAGUAUUCAUAUUCAUACCUCAAUCUUUACUCAGUAUGAGCUCCUCCCCCUCCUCGGGGGAAAUCCUCCUGGUCUCCCCCCAGCAGAGUUCCUCGCCCAAAAAGCGCAAAAUCACACCAUCCCCCGAAUCAUCCGCCUCCAAGAAAUUCCUCAUCAUAUCUCCUGUACACCAAGUGCAGCCGCAGCCCCUGACCGCCCCCUCGAGUUUCUCUCGUAGCCUGGCAUCGGAUCUCUUCCCCAAAGAUGGGGCAAUUAUCGAGCUACAGCGUCCUCUCUAUCAUUCUCACCACUCACAUCCGGAACCAGUUGGCGAACCCACAGAAACAACCCCAAAUUUGCCAGCCUCUCGCCAGAUCAUCUUCGAAUUUGAUUUGAGAAAAUCUCCUUCGAAAUUUUUCGAGCACAGCAGUAACAGAUACCUUCUCUCGGUCUUCCCUGGUGCGCAUCGAGUCGACUUUGACGAGAGAUUUCUCGUCUAUCACUUCAAAACUCUGCCGCCCAAACCCUGGCCCAAACAAGUCGCCGGCGUGCCAUGUUACCUCACCGACAACGAAAGUGACUUCGGCCCAAGCAUUCCCAUCCGCCGGCCGGGUCGCUCCAGAAUUGCGCUCUCCGAACACCUCGAUCUACGGGAUAAUGAACCAGCUGUCGAUCUUGUGUUCAAUCUUGUGAAAGACUUUUUUGCGCAUAUUUCAAUCCAAAUCACCGAAAUCCAAUACUGGGGAUAUGUCGUUAUCAUCGUUCUGGAAGCGGCAGGCGGUGUUGAUGACCUUCUUUCUAGGGUCCCUCGGUCCGUUGCUCAAUGCAACUGCUUCUAUCUCUAUGAAGAAGAAAUGUGCCGACCGAGGUCGCUCUCCGCGCUCCGAAUGAAAGCCGCCUCACCCAGGGCCGACCAAGUCGACAACUCGCAGUAUCAAAUUCUGAGGCCCGGGGUCAGCCUGAGCUCAGGGAAAGAUCUAGACAAAGACUUCGAGCGUUUGAGUUCUUCCGGCGUCCUCAUCAAGGACAAUCUUGGGGUCCAGUUCAUGACAGUUGCCGCCCAUGGGUUCCCUGGGUCUCCCCUUGGCGCCAAAGUCUAUCAUCCGAACCACGCCGGCAACAAGAUCGGCGAAGUUAUCAUGGGGCUCACGCACACCGACGUUGGCUUGGUCAGGCUCGAUCCAGGCGUAGAGUUUAUCAAUGAGCCAUUCGAAAAUACCAUCAUACCAACCCCUCCUUUCAAGUUUGCCGGUUUUUCUCGGGCGGCCGAAACCAGAGUCGGGGACAACAUCUUCCUUGACAGCCCCUUCUCGGGCUUUCUUGAAGGCACCAGAUCAUCACACUCACUUCUCUGUGUGCCAAGCGAUGACCCUCUGGAGCCAGAGCAAUUGUGGAUUCGUUGUCAAUGGCACUAUAUGGGACAAGGCUCGCACGAGGCGAUCGUCGACGGCGUAUGCGGUUCGGCGAUAUGGGACCGUAACCACAAGGUCGUCGGUUUUUUCAGAUACGCCCCCACCUCUGGAUUAUUUGUCGAUUAUAGUCUCAGCAUCGCUGCAGAUCAUCUCCUCGACAAAGGGUACUCCAUGGUGUAAUGCCGAAUAAAAUCUACGAUAGGGGAUGCGACGGGAAAGGAGAGGUGGCAAAACAUACCAUUACCCAGCAAGUUGUCACCGCAGUUCGGAAAGUCGGGUCUGCAGGAGUCAGCUGCCACCAGGGGGGUGGAGGUAGCUAGGGCGGCGAGAGUAAUGCUUCUAAUGCUGACCAUUGUGAUGUUGUCGGGUCGGGUUAUGGAUCGUUCAAUUACGUCUAGAGUCCGAGUGAGUCGCAGACCUCAAGGCUGAAGAGAUACGGAUCAGCUCAUUGAAACGGAAACGUGGUGCACCAAUUACGACUCAGGCAACUAGAAUGCAUAACCUACUCUCUACAGUGCAUCAUUGUUAGUAAUUGCCGUUACGAAGAUCAUGCCAGCCUGGAAGAUAUGGUGAAGAAGAGUGGGAUUCCAUGUUGGUAGAGAAGAGUUGUAUCAUUGAUAAUGGUCCAUGAUUUGGCAGCGAUUAUACUGUACCAGUGAAUGAUCUUCGCGGGAGACAUACUACUACCUCAAUAUUAAGGGCAAAGAAAAGAGUGUCACCACAGGUCAUCAAUAUCAAUCCCAUUUACCUCAUUCC